UCUGUUGGUUUUCUCCUACUACUAUACAAUGGCUUGUGCUUCUACUUCUUCAUCUUCCACUCACCAAUGGAACCACGACGUCUUCUUAAGCUUCAUAGAUGAAGAUUAUGGUGAUGGUGAUGAUGACUCUGGUAGGAACUUCAUUGAUCAACUCUAUGAAGCUUUGAUCCAAAGAGGCUACCAUAUCUUCGCAGACGAAGACUAUAAGCGCAACCACGACGACCAUAUUACCUCUGAAUUCCUAAAAACCAUUGAAGAAUCGAAGGUUUCCAUUGUUGUCUUCUCCAAAAAUUACGGUUCUUCCAUAUGGUGCCUUGAUGAACUAGUGAAGAUGUUAGAAUGCAAACACGAUCAGAUGGGUCGUCACACUGUUCUUCCCGUUUUCUAUAACGUCGAUCCAUCUCAUUUUCGGAAACAAAAUGGGAUUUUGGAGAAAACCUUUGCAGGGUACGAAGAACGAUUCAAAUCGGAGAUGGAGAAGGUGAAGAGUUGGAGAAAGGCUCUCACUGAAGCUGGGAAUUUGUCCGGUUGGCAUCUACAAGAUGUUGCAGCAGACGACGGGGGAGAGACAAAGUAUAUCAAAGCAAUCGUUGAAGAGGUCUCAAUGAAAGCAAAAGAAAGACGCAUGAACAUUAACACUUACCCAGUUGGGAUAGAUUCCCGCAUAGAAGCCAUAAAUUCUCUGUUAAGUCUUGAUUCUAGUGAUGUUCGUAUUAUCGGGAUCUAUGGCAUAGGUGGUGUGGGUAAGACAACCAUCACCAAGGCUGUCUAUAACCAAAUCUUACAUGAGUUUGAAGGCAGUACUUUUCUUGGAAGUGUUCGAGAAAUUUCUGAACAUCGUAAUGGUUUAAUUCAUCUGCAAGAGCAACUUCUUUCUGAUAUAUUAAUGAAACAAAACAUACACAUAAACAAUGUUGAUAGAGGAAUCAAUGUGAUUAAACAAAGACUCUGUUUUCGAAAGAUUCUUAUCGUUCUAGAUGAUGUGGAUCAAUCAAACCAAAUAAAUGCAUUAGUUAGAGAACGUGAUUGGUUUGGAUUGGGAAGUAGAAUCAUCAUAACUACUAGAGAUCAACAUUUUCUGAAUAAGCACGACGUGGAUGGAAUAUAUGAUGUGGAGAAACUGAAUUCAAAGGAUUCCCUCCAGCUCUUCCGCCGCUAUGCAUUUGAAAAUGUUCGUUGUAGAAGACAUCAAAACAAGAUUUCAAAAGAUAUAGUGUCUUAUCUUGGUGGGGUUCCAUUAGCUCUUCAGGUGUUUGGUUCAUUUCUACACAAAAGAAGCACAGAUGAAUGGAUAACUGCAUUACAGAAGUUAAAAAGAAUUCCGAAUGAGGAAAUUCAGGAAAUACUUAAAUUAAGCUUCGAUUCUCUUGACAGUACAGAGAAAGACAUAUUCCUUGACAUUGCAUGCUUCUUUAUUGGAAUGGACAAAGAUUUUGCAAUUAAAAUACUAGAUGGUUGUGGUUUCUUCCCAGAAAUAGGAAUUGCUGUUCUCACCCGUAAAUCACUUCUAAUAAUCAGUGAAAAAAAUCAGCUUGAAAUGCAUGGCCUGAUUCGAGACAUGGGAAGGGAAAUUGUUCGCAAAGAAUCUCCCAAUGAGCCCGGAAAACGUAGCAGAUUGUGGCUUUAUGAAGAUGUAUAUGAUACACUGACAAAAAAUGCAGGAACAGAAGUAGUUGAGGGUGUGGUAUUAAACUUCUGCCAACCAAGAAAAGUAUGUUUGACUAUUGAGGCAUUUACAAAGAUGGAAAGAUUACGAAUGCUCCAAGCUAAUUAUGUUCAGCUCUUGGGAUCUCAUGAACAUUUACUUAAUGAUUUAUUCCCUUCUAUGGGGAAGAAACAUCUGUUCAGGGAAUUAAGAUGGCUAUGUUGGCAUGAAUUCCCUUUAAGAUACAUACCAACCAAUUUUCAUCUGGAGAACCUUGUUGUUCUUGACUUACAAUAUAGCAGUCUCAAGAAAGUCUGGAAGGGAAGCAAGCCAGAGUAUCUUGGAAAGCUGAAAAUCCUUAAUCUCGACUGUUGCCUUGACCUAACCAAAACCCCCAACUUCUUGGGACUCCCUAGCCUUGAGAUAUUGACACUUGAAGGUUGUACAAGUUUGGUUGAAGUUCACAAAUCCAUUGGAGAAUUAAAAAAUCAUCUUCUCAUUCUGAAUCUAAAAGACUGUACAAACCUUCGGAGACUCCCAAGAAGCAUUUGGAAUUUGAAAUCUCUACAAAGUCUUAUUCUUUCUGGUUGUUCACAAAUCAAUGAACUGCCAGAGGAACUGGGAAAUAUGGAAAGUUUAACUGAGCUUCUUGCUGAUGGAACUGCCAUAAGGAAACUGCCCAUUUCCAUUGGGCUUUUGCAGAACCUCAAAAGCUUGUCUUUAGGUGGAUGUAAAGGAUCACCAUCUAAAUCAUGGAAUUCAUUUAUUUGGUCAUUGGGAUCACCAAGAGGUGAUGAUGCUAUUACAUCUUUGCCGGCUUCUUUCUCUGGUUUACGCUCCUUAACACGCCUUAGUCUUAGGGACUGCAAACUAUCUGGUAUGCUUCCCAAUGAUCUUGAGAGUUUAUCCUCAUUACAAGAGUUGGAUCUAGCCUUCAACAACUUUUGUGACUUACCUGCUAGCAUCAGCCGCCUUCCCCAGCUUCAAUCGCUUUGGUUACAGAAUUGUACAAAGCUUGGAUCACUUCCAGAGCUUCCAUCAAGUUUACAGUACUUGGAUGCAAAUGGUUGCACAUCCAUGGAAAAGCUAUCCAAUCUUGCGAGUACAUCCUUGUUGCAGAGGUUGGAUUUAAGUCAAAAUAAUAUUUGUAGCCUACCUGCAGACAUCAAUGGCCUUUCUCAACUGCAAGUUCUUACAUUGAGAAAUUGUACAAGGCUUCAGUCGCUGCCAAUGCUUCCAUCAAACAUAAAGGCUUUGGAUGCAGAAGGUUGCUUGGUGAUGGAAAGACUAUCAAGCUUGGCAAACUUGAAGAAAUUAAAGUCCUUGUCACUGAAUAGUUGCAGCAAACUAAUUGAGGUGGAAGGCUUGGAGAGGUUGGAAACUACACCAACUAUUCACAUGGAAAGGUGCAAUGGUUUGGCAAAUACUUUCAGGGAUAACCUCUUUCAGGGGAUGAUUGAACCUGGUAUCAUUGACAUCUUUGUUCCUGGGGGAGACAUUCCAGAUUGGUUCAGCUGCCAAAGUGCAGGGUCCAGCAUAUAUUUUGAGGUGCCUCCACUGUUGAAUUGUAAGAUUCAAGGCUUGAUUAUAUGUGUUGUCUAUGCAGCAGACGAAGAAGUUGAUGUAACCACAGCUGGUCCUGAAGCCACUUUCAUUAACUGGACCGGCGGUAUAGAUUGGAAAUACAGCCCCAAAAUCAAUGCCAUUUCAGUAACAAAUCAGGAUCACAUAUGGUUGAGCAAUAUAGCAGAGGCAAGGUUUGUGGAUCAGUUGGAAGGAGGGGAUCAAGUGGAUGUUUCAAUAGAAAUGGGUGACCCAAUCCAGGUGAAGAAAUGUGGGAUCCAUCUGUUUCAGGGUACCUCUUCUCCAUAUGAUCUUGGAGUUGAGAAAGGCCACAAAGAAGAUGAUGGGGCAGGGUGCCAUUGCUGCCGUUUCAAUGAGGAACAAGACCUUGAUUGGUUAACCGAGGCUUGCCCCAAAAUGAAUUCCGGAGAGGUAAAUCAAAGUAGCUUCGGCACUAGUUUUUUCAGACGUUUCCUUAAAGACAUCUGAGGUGUGGGAAGAGUAGAAUGAUUUGGCAUUAAUUUGAUAGGAUUUGAAUCCUCAUGGUUACAAAUUCUCUGAUUUUUUGUAUUGUGAUUACAUUUGUAACAGAAUGCAUUCUCUGUAAGCAAAUAGGUUUUAUUGUGCAUGAUACAUUGUGUUAAUGUAUGGUAGAUUAGGAAAGAUAGUGAGUUGUUUGA
Telopea speciosissima is the source of this 3888-nucleotide messenger RNA. RefSeq names its product disease resistance protein RUN1-like. Gene Ontology annotation, molecular function: protein binding; ADP binding. The record is from RefSeq and is a predicted model, not a curated record. The coding region runs from base 29 to 3697 and encodes 1222 amino acids. Lineage: Eukaryota; Viridiplantae; Streptophyta; Magnoliopsida; Proteales; Proteaceae. The transcript is spliced from 5 exons. Gene Ontology annotation, biological process: defense response; signal transduction.